AGGUAGUGAGUGAGUGCAGCACUGUGAGCGUGGCAGGCAGCUGCACUCCUUCUUUCUCUCCCUGCCGGGGAUGCUCUGAGGGCUGUGCCGCAGCCUCAGGGAGGGGCAUCUUCUAGGCUGAUGGUCCUGGGUUUCAGGGACUACCUGUGACAGCAGCACGAGGCAUGCUGGGAAAACCCAAACACCUGGGCGUCCAAAAUGGCCGUAUGGGCCUGGCUGCAUCAGAUGGGGAGUUAAACAGCUCAGGAGUCCGGGGCAGUAAUGACAGUGUGGUCAGUCUGCCAAAUACCCAGAGUGUUUCUCACUCCUUGGGGCAAUCUGUAGCCCGCUGGGCUGAGUCCUUUGAGACGCUGCUGCAGGACCGACUUGGUGUUGCCUAUUUCACUGAGUUCCUGAAGAAGGAGUUUAGUGCUGAGAAUGUAUAUUUCUGGCAAGCCUGUGAACGAUUCCAGCAGAUCCCAGCUAGCAGUACCCAACAGCUGGCUCAGGAGGCUAGGAAAAUUUAUGAUGAGUUCUUGUCAAGUCAUUCAGUGAACCCAGUCAACAUUGACAGACAAGCUUGGAUUGGUGAGGAGAUGUUGACUACUCCCACCCCAGACAUGUUUAAUGUCCAGCAACUGCAGAUUUUCAACCUGAUGAAAUUUGACAGCUAUGCACGCUUUGUCAAGUCUCCACUAUAUCUGGCAUGUGCAAGUGCUGAAAGCCACGGGCACCCCUUGCCAGAACUGAGACCCCUGUCUUGCGCUGGCAGUCCUCCAGCCGAACAUGGCAAGAAAACAAAACUAAAGUCAGGGAAAUCACUGCCACUAGGUGUGGAGACAGUGAACAAUGGGCCCAGCAGGAGUCCACGGAGAUCCUUCCGGAAAGGAGACCGACGGGAACGUCUCUUGGGAGAGGAGAAAAAUGGAAGUGAGGGGCCAUCACAGUGGCGUGAGUCUCAAGGCUCUCUGAAUUCCUCAGCUAGCUUAGACCUGGGUUUCCUGUCAUCUUAUGCAACCAGCAGUUCCCAUUCAGAGAACCACCGGAGGAGCUUGACAGAAUCUGACAAUCAAAACCAGACCAUCAAAUACUGUUGUAUUUAUUUGCCUGACGGGACUGCUUCUUUGGCCCCAGUGCGGCCUGGUCUCUCCAUCCAGGACAUGCUGACUGGAAUUUGCCAACGCCGUGGCCUCCAUCUGCCAGAUGUCAAGAUUUACCUCAUGGGGAAUGAAAAAAAACCACUAGCACUGAAUCAGGAAAGCUUAGUCCUGAUGGCAGAGGUGAGGCUGGAGACCAGGAUCAGUUUGAGUGAGUUGGAAAUCACUCCUAUUAAUAAGAUGCGCAUUUUGGCAAAAUCUACUAAAAUCUCCAAGAAGCAUUGCAGCCCCAUCCUGGUGAAGUAUGGCCUGGAUGUUACACGGGUGUUGCUCCGCAGGCCUGGUGAACCCAAUGCUCUGAAUAUGGAAGAGAAAGUAAGCACUGUGACUGCUCAGAGGCUUUUGCUUGAGUCUGAUGAAGAGGUGAAACCUGUUGGUGUUAGAAAUGCUGCAACAAACCUUGUUUGUGAUCAUAGUGAGGAUGACAGCUGUGCAGAGAUGGAAUCUGAGACUGAACCACUCCCAGAAAUGUCCUCUUCUUUUGUCAGACCUUCAAGGAGUAACCAGAACCGUUGCACAUAUGACUUGGAAGGGCUAGUAGAGUUGCUGAACCGUGUCCAGAACACCAGAGUCAAUGACCAGCGUGGGCUUUUGUCCAAAGAGGACCUAGUACUGCCAGACUUUCUCCAGACGGAACAAGAGGGUGUUUCUUGCAAGAACCACUCUUCACCUAGCCCUGCUGCUGACAAGAAAUGUGCACCCCAGGCCACAGAUGCAGGUUCUGUUACCACCUCUCAGUCCCAGCAACAGCCACCACAACCCCAAGCUGCUACUCCUCCACCAAAGCUACAAACACGAAGUCUAUCAAUACCAAGUGCUUGUGGGAAAUCUUCAGCGAUAUGAUCCACUCUGUGAACACCACCUAUCCUGACCUCCUCCACUUGGAAAUGAUACUUUUUUUUGUACUCAAAUAAGUAACAACGUUUGUCCAACAGGUCUGCCUAACAAAUCCCAUGUCCCUUGGCAAGAAGUCCAGGCCCUUCCUGUUUAGUAUCUGUUGUGGUGUGGUCUGCCUCAUACAGAUCCCUCUUGUGGUGUAGGAAUAUCAUUGAGGCCAGUCCAGCUCUAAGGACAUCCCCUCGUUUACCCAAGUAUGUCUUCCAGGAGUGGACAUUUGUACUCUUAAGUGUUUUGGUGCACUCUCUCAACCACCUUGGAACUGUGUGUUGGCUGGGCAGGGAACUGCCAGUGUUCACUUGCUGUACCACACUACUCUGUAGGUGUUGCUCUGUGUUAUAAAAUGACUGCUCUUGACUGCUUCCAACAGACAACCACAUCUCUAUAGUUGUGGUAAUGAUGAUGGUGAUGAUGCCUGUAUAUAGUUUGUAAUUUUCAGUCUUUGUAAUAUGUAAGAUACACUGAAUAAUAUGUCGA
This is a messenger RNA of Sceloporus undulatus (fence lizard), 2510 nucleotides long. Its product is annotated as regulator of G-protein signaling 14-like. Gene Ontology annotation, biological process: signal transduction; regulation of G protein-coupled receptor signaling pathway. Lineage: Eukaryota; Metazoa; Chordata; Lepidosauria; Squamata; Phrynosomatidae. The record is from RefSeq and is a predicted model, not a curated record. Gene Ontology annotation, molecular function: GTPase activator activity; microtubule binding; G-protein alpha-subunit binding.